AGUUCCAUAGUUUCCUCGAUAGUAGCUGUGAUUCCCAUUUCUGCUUUCUCAGGCGCUGAUUUUCUCUGGCUGAUCUCGUUUCCCAAAGAAUAAAAAAGGGGUUGUUUAUCUCCUCUUCAAUAUUAGGAAAGGAAAGCUCUUUAUUGCUUGUUGGAUUUUUGAGUGCUUAAAGAAAUGACUUUUGAUGAUACGGCUAGCUUAAACCUGGAGGAUAAAAAAAGGGCAUUUAAAAUGGUUUUAGCUGGCUUUUUGAAGGAUAAUUAAGGAGCUGCCAGCGUUGGAGUUAUGAUUUGUUUCUUUUUGAGAAUUGGGAUUCUUCUGUGUUCUUGUUUGUAAAGCAUUUAUGAAUUACUACAAGUUUUCUGAUUUAUAAAUUUGUAACCGCCUUAGAACCAUAAAAAAUUAAAGCUGUAACAGCCACCCAAAAACUGUGGUUUCUUGCUCUUAAAGCUAAAACGAGAUAAAUACUCUCUCUCUCUCUCUCUCUCUCUCUCCCUGAGAGCAGUUAAAGAACCUGAAUCUGAUUUGGGGGUAGGCUCACAUUUGUCAAGAAGCUGUCUUUUUCUUUCUCUACUUCAUUAUAAGUCACUGCGAAUUGGCCUCCCUGGAAUAAGGUAACAUAGUCAAAUAUUUGAGGCUUAUAUUCUAAUAUCGCUUGCUUGGUUUUGGGCGGUGGGUUUGGUUUAAUUUUGUGUUUGUUUUUUUUAUCUAUGGAGAAGUGAAGCAAUGUCAGGACAGAAACAGGCAGAGGAAGCAAUUGUUCCAUGCUUUAAUGAGACAAAUGAACAUGACGAGAAAGAGGAAGAGAAGGGAGAUCAUUCCAUUUUCAGUGUUAAGAGCCUUCUUUGGCAUGGCGGUUCUGUUUAUGAUGCCUGGUUUAGCUGUGCUUCAAAUCAGGUGGCUCAAGUUCUGUUAACACUGCCAUAUUCUUUCUCUCAAAUGGGAAUGCUUUCAGGGAUUAUUCUUCAGGUUUUCUAUGGUGUUCUUGGAAGCUGGACUGCUUAUCUCAUCAGUUUUCUGUAUAUUGAGUACCGAAGCAGAAAGGAGAAAGACAAUGUCAGCUUCAAGAACCAUGUCAUACAGUGGUUUGAAGUGUUAGAUGGUCUACUGGGUCCUUACUGGAAAGCUGUCGGAUUGGCUUUUAACUGCACUUUUUUGCUCUUCGGAUCUGUCAUUCAGCUUAUAGCCUGUGCAAGCAACAUAUAUUACAUAAAUGACAAGUUAGACAAGAGGACAUGGACUUAUAUCUUUGGAGCUUGCUGUGCUACCACAGUGUUCAUCCCCUCAUUUCACAACUAUAGAAUCUGGUCUUUUCUGGGGCUUGGCAUGACCACCUACACUGCAUGGUAUUUGACCAUUGCAUCCCUUGUCCAUGGCCAGGUGGAAGGUGUAACUCACCAAGGUCCAACUAAGCUGGUUUUGUACUUCACUGGCGCCACCAAUAUCCUGUAUACUUUCGGCGGUCAUGCUGUCACUGUUGAAAUUAUGCAUGCGAUGUGGAAGCCUCAGAAAUUCAAGUACAUAUAUCUAUUGGCCACCCUCUAUGUAUUCACCCUAACCAUCCCAUCGGCUACUGCCGUCUACUGGGCUUUCGGUGAUCAACUUCUUCAUCAUUCCAACGCCUUUUCACUCCUUCCACGUUCUGCAUGGCGUGAUGCGGCAGUUGUCCUAAUGUUAAUUCACCAGUUUAUAACAUUCGGGUUUGCAUGUACGCCAUUGUACUUUGUGUGGGAGAAAGUGGUGGGGAUGCAUGACACAAAGAGCAUAUGUUUGAGGGCAGUAUGCCGGUUACCUGUGGUGAUACCUAUAUGGUUCUUGGCUAUCAUAUUUCCUUUCUUUGGUCCCAUUAACUCGGCUGUAGGAUCUCUUCUGGUCAGCUUCACUGUCUACGUCAUCCCUGCCUUGGCUCAUAUGCUCACUUAUAGAUCAGCCUCUGCCCGACAGAAUGCAGCUGAGAAGCCUCCUUUCUUUCUCCCAAGCUGGACAGCAGUGUAUGCAGUGAACGCAUUUGUUGUGAUUUGGGUCUUUGUAGUUGGCUUUGGAUUGGGAGGUUGGGCUAGCAUGACAAAUUUCAUUAAGCAAGUCGAUACAUUUGGGCUCUUUGCCAAGUGCUACCAGUGCCCACCCUCACCCUCAUCAAAACAUCACUGAACUAAAACUCUGAUUCAAACCUAAAACCUUUAUUUUGUUACAUUUCAACCACAGUGCGUUAUAGCAUCAUUUUUCUCUUGUAUCAUACUCCGGGAGGCAUAGGCAUCUCCCUAUAUUCGGUUUGUUGUAGUUUCCUUUCUCUUGUUCAACCUUGAACUACAAGUAAUUAGUAAUUGUGAAUUGGUUGUAUUCCCUCUGAAUCUAUCUUUUGUCAAUGGAAGCUAAGGUAAUCUCUUUUAGGCUUGUGUUUCUUCACAUUGCUUGUUCAUUGGCUAGUUUCUUCUCUCUUGAACCCU
This is a messenger RNA of Durio zibethinus, 2447 nucleotides long. NCBI's taxonomy places the organism in Eukaryota, Viridiplantae, Streptophyta, Magnoliopsida, Malvales, Malvaceae. The record is from RefSeq and is a predicted model, not a curated record.